Momordica charantia (bitter melon) is the source of this 1966-nucleotide messenger RNA. RefSeq names its product F-box family protein. The record is from RefSeq and is a predicted model, not a curated record. Gene Ontology annotation, molecular function: protein binding. Lineage: Eukaryota; Viridiplantae; Streptophyta; Magnoliopsida; Cucurbitales; Cucurbitaceae.
CACAAGAUCAUAAACAAAUGUUCAUCUAAAAGAGAGUCAUUUUCCUAGUCAAAAUCCACCCUUUUGUAAGAACUGAAUCAGAUAUCAGUUGAGAGAUCAAAACUUCAGAAAAAAGGUUGAUUUCAUAAGAGUUUGAAAAAGAAAAAAACCAGAGUUUUGCGAGGAAAAUGGAUGGAAAUGGGGAAGAUUUGAUCAGCUACUUACCAGAUGAGAUUCUGAGGCUCAUAAUUUCCCUUCUUCCUUUUGAAUCAGCAGUUCAAACCAGCCUGCUUUCUUCUCGGUGGAGAGCGCUGUGGAACUCGGCUUUGGUGCGCUAUGGAGCCAUUGAAGGGGUGGCUGAUGAAGUUGCUUCUUUUUGCAAUCAGUUCAGUGAGCUUCCUAUAAAGCAUCCGAGAAGACUUCAAUAUCACUUUGGCAGAGAUGAUGUCCUUUUAGCUUCCAUUGCAGCUGAUGAUAAGCUUCACUUGGAUUUCUCUACUGGGAAGUCGGAGUUUCCGUGGCAGUUCGAUUGGGAGCUGAAGUUUAAUAACCAAAAUCUGUCUCCAUCUGCCUUUUUUGUCAAAUAUCUGUGUCUUAAAUCAGUGAGUUAUCUUACAAAUGACGCUGUUUCCUUGCUAGUUUCAAAUAUUCCGUUUCUCGAGAGCCUGAGGAUCACUCAGUGCAACGGAUUCCGAUCACUAUGCAUUGGUUCGAGUCCAAAACUUCAGAGGCUGACUGUCUUGGAUUGUCCAGAUUUGAGACUUGUCCAUAUCAGGUGUUCCAAGCUGAGAUCCUUCCGGUAUCGAGGACAGCUUCCACGGAUGCGUCUUGAAAGUCAUUUUAAUUUGCAGGAUGCGAUGCUUGAUUUCAGACAAGGUCCUGGAUGCAACAAUUUGAAGAUUAGUGACUUUGAUCCAACCCUAUUAACCAUAAAAAAUGCUACUAUUCUUACACUAUGUAAAUCGAAUGAUGAGGCACUGAUCUGGCCUUCUCUGUCUUCUUUACAAGGAAACUUCAUAUUUUAUAAUCUGAAAGAGCUGUGGUGGAUUGAUUAUUCCAAUGAGGGAUACAAUAGCAAUGCCUUGGUCACCUUCCUCCAGAUGUGUCCCACCUUAGAGCGGCUCUUCGUCACGAUUGAUCCUAAAAGCUACUGCACACCAAGCAAUGCAACAUACUCAAAAAAUGUCUUGAGGCAAUCCAAAUCGAAACAUCUAAAGCUUGUAAUUUUGAAGGGAUUUACGGAUCAUAAUGAAGAGAUCUCAUUGAUUAGACAGAUAAAAGAGCUGGUUUCUGUGGAUCCAUUGUUCGUGUCAACAAAUGAACAGAACAGCUUGGAGAGUUUGGUUAAAAUUCCUUCCAAUCACUUGAAAUCAGAGAGUUUUAUCAGCAUCAGAGCAGCACCACAUGAAUCAGAUGUAAGUAACUCUUUCUCUAAGUUAAAAGAUGACGUGGAUCAAACGACACCUAAACAUCCUCACAUGAAUCUUUAGUUACCAAAAUCUUACAGUCAGUUUGCAACAACAAUCAUCAUUAUCCUUGUUUGGCUCUAUUAUUCUGCUGCGCCAAAUUUCGAUUGUUGAGUUCUGUAAAUACAGUCUAUGGAACCUAUAUGAAAGUUUGAAACUAGUUUUUUCUUACAAAUUAAAAUGACAUCUCAGGAUUUCUACCUAGCUCAAUAAUAGUUGUGAAUAAUUGCUUCCUAAACCAAUCCUAUUUGGAACUCUCUUUUGACAUCCAAAGACCUUUUCAAAGUACUCAAGAACUCGAGGGCCAAAAGGAUUGAGUCUGAGCCAUUCAGCUUAACUUGAACAAACUUUAGACGCAACAAAAUUGUAUAGAGAUGUGAACAAAGCGGAAAAGAUUUAUUUAGGUGAAACUGCUAGAGGUUCAUGUUCAGAUUGAAUUUCAAUCUAUGGAAAAGAAAGCAAGUAAUAAAUUAAUAUUGAGAAGGCCAGACCCAUCAGGUUUGCCAACUUAGAUCAAUGAU